Molecule: messenger RNA, 1881 nt
Organism: Drosophila albomicans
Lineage: Eukaryota; Metazoa; Arthropoda; Insecta; Diptera; Drosophilidae
Product: tetratricopeptide repeat protein 17
Exons: 1
Coding region: 119-1516 (465 amino acids)
Biological process (GO): actin filament polymerization
Cellular component (GO): cytoplasm; actin cytoskeleton
Molecular function (GO): protein binding
Source: RefSeq, a predicted model, not a curated record
CUGCAACUGCCGUCCCUGUUUAUUUACAUUGCACACACGAAAUUGCAGUUGGAUUGUUUUCGUUUGUUUACAAUAAAAAUAAAGCCGUGCGAUAGGGUGAACUCCAGCCAAAUGCACGAUGCGACGAGUGUGGUGUCAGUUUGUAGUUGCCGUCUGUUGCUGCGUCCACGUGCUCAUCGCCAGCAGCAAUCAUUGGGUGCUUAAGGACGAGCACAUUGUGCAAAAGUUGGAUUCGCCGUUUUUUAUGCGCGAGCCGCACAAUUUGAUUGCAUUCCUCGAGCAGAUACGCUACAACGAUUACGUGGAGCGUAGCUAUCUGGAGCUGCUGCGCAAGCGCGAACAGAUUGCCGAGCACCUGCGCUUCUCGAUGCGCUUUGGCGAAGAUCUGGCGGAGCAGGCAAAAUGUGCCAUGGACUUUUAUGUGCUGGAGAAGAGCAUGUCGUAUCUGAAGAUAACACCCGAUCAAUUCCGACGCAUCAAUUUGCCCGAGCAUCGGGUGCUGCGACAGGCGACGCCGCUAAAAGCGCCGCCAACCGAUGGCGAUGUCGCUUUGGAGCCGAUUUGUGGCGAUUAUCAUGAGCUGGGCGUGGGUCCCGCCACCUACGAUCAUCUGGAGAGCUUCCAGCCCGAGGUGCUCGCCACGGCGUACGUGGACAGGGAGCACGACUCGAACAUUGGCACCGCCAACGCGGAGCUAAUGCGUCGCUUUGCCCUGGACGGACUGCAAAGGCAACCGGAUUCGUGGAAGUUUCACACACUCAGCUCGUACUAUUGGCGCAUUCGUGGCAACGCCUUGCAGGCGCUGCCUUGUGCCCGGUUGGCCACUAUGCUGGCGCCACCCGAGCACAAGGACAUUCCACUCUUGAGCCUGGGCACAAUUCUGUUUCGCAUGGGACGCCUGGCGGAUGCGGAUCUGAUAUUGAGCGCUGCGGUGGAGCAUGCACCGCAGGUAGCCGAGAAUCAUGUGGUGUUAGCCUCGGCGCUGGCAUUGAAGCAUGACUUUAAUCGAUCGCAGCAGCAUUUCGAUGAGGCCGAACGUUUGGAUCCCAGCACUUUGCCGCACACGCAGCAGGUGAGGAAUUUCAUCAGCUGCCUGGAGAAUCUGACUAAGAAGAGCUCCAAGAUUGACAGCUAUGUGAAGUACAUGAAAAACGAGCUGAAGGAGUUCAAGCAGCUCAAAUAUCACAUCUCGCAGCAUCAUGAGCGCUUGGUGCAACAACAGUUGCCACUUGGGGCACGGCGUUUUCUCGAUUCACGUGCCAACAGCGAGGAUCUGCAUCGACGUGGACAAUACUGCAGCACACGGACGCCAAGUGGCUCCGAUGAGCCGAUACUCUUCUGUGACUUUUACUCCGACAUGCAGAUGCGGCUCGAGAGCAAGGACAUUGACAUCGAUGUCCUCGAAAGGGAUUUGAUGGCCAACACGGAGAGCGUGAUACGCCAGGUCUCGACGGAGAUACGCAAACAGUUCAAUCUGGAGCAGCUCAAGGCGGCUAAGGCCACCAAGGCCACGUAGUCGUCGUCGAAGUUCACUCAAUGCAUUCCUCCCUUGGAAACCAUUUUAGAUUCGGGUCACAAAUUAGAUUUUAAUUCUUUUGUAACAUAUAAUUUAAGUGAGCGACUUUUGAUGCCCGGUAGGAAACGGACUAUACAGGAGAUGCCAACUGCAUGGGAAUCGCGUCACAAAUUUGCUUGUAGCUAGGAGUAAACAUUUAGUGUAAGUUGUCUUUUGUACCCUGAAAUUAAGAUAUCUGUCUGUCUGUCCGUCGUUGUAUGUAUUAACAUUUAGUGUAAGCUGUGUUUAAUACCCUGCAAUUAGAGAAUCUAAAGUAUGUUUUCGAAAUUCAAAUGUAAACUACAAAUAAGCUACCGGGUAGCAAC